CUAAUAACAGCUGAAGAAUGGGACCGUCGGACGAGACGGCACCCUCCCCGCUGUGUUCGUAGCAUCUGCAAGUUGCGACGUGACACGCUUGCGCUGAUCCCAGUAGCAGUACAUGUUUGCCCCCCAGCCAAGUGCAACAGCACGGCGCGCUGCACAGCAGACCUCUCGGAUGCCAAGAUUGCUUACCCGAACACGCGGAACAGGCGUCACGUGCCCGGUGACUGUCGGCAGCGUACCAAAGCUGCAGACACUUGGCGCAGUCACGGCACGGAGACUGUAGCUCAAUGCUUGCGGGCGGAUAAUCUUGUAGCAGCGGGAGCAAAGGAGCGUCGGCUGUACGCUUCGGCCGACCGCGGGCCCGCUACAGAUUUUCGCCGCACUGCAGACGAGAACCUUCCCCCACUGCUGUCCGUGGGAAGCUUUAUGUUUCACGUAAACUCGUCGCACAGUGCCUACAGCUGCUUCGGGCGCCACGUCGCGGUAUUCCACGAGAUCGACAGCGACUGCAGAGAGAGGCGUUUCUGCUUUAGACAGGAUGAAAAACAGUGCGAGAUGUCCUACGGUUAUCGUUCGGGGCGCUCGAUUGAGGAGCGUAGCAGAGACCAACAAGACAAUGAAGGUGUCUACCGGCAAAAACGAGCCAAGGAUGUUGUCGCUUCCGUCCUUUUCACGGACGGCAACGAAAGCCUGCCGCUUCGCAGCUUUGACAGCAGCCGCGAUGCUCAGACACUUGCCCGCCUGCUGCCGUCGCGGGCUAUACGCUUCGCGUUGAGGUUGGUGUCGACGCCUCCGGGGUACACAGGCAACGGCCAUGAAAAGAGGGCCUGCCGCUGCGGGCCGCUUUUCCGCUAUGAAAAACUCAGGUGCAGGAACAUCUUCGCGCAGCACCCAGGCGCCAUAGCGUGGCACCGACGGACGUUCGGAGAGAGGAGGAUGUUCUACGGCGACUGCUGCCGGCGCUUGGAAUUCCUGCAGAACGGCCCAAGAGACGCCGUUUGCAGCACAGGCGACGGUAGGAGCGUCAGCCGCAGCAGACAGCAGAACGGUGAAGAGCCAGCGAAGGACUGCUCCGGGGGCGACGUCAGUGGACAGUACACGCUGCAUAUGCUGCAAAGCGUCAGCAUCUGCGGGGAGACCAGGACUGACAACAGCGAGAGACCGGGCUGCAGCAACGCACCUCUAAGGUGUGCGUCUGCACCCCGGACUGUAGGCUGGGACUGGCCUAACGUGCCGCACUACGUGCUUCUCAGUACGGCCAUCAAUUCCGCUAUGACGGGCGGUCUCCGCCAGCAGGGAGAAGGGCUGGUGGAGGGUCUCCCCUGCCGAAUUCGGAGAGACUGCUAUCGACUGACUACACAGCGAGGACCAAGAGGUCUCUCUGACAGUAUCGAAGUGCAUUGUGGAAAAUCCGGCGCCUGUGGGUACGGUCACUAUCCCAGCAGACGGCGUCGACGGCGUCGUGUAGUCCUGAUGUUUCAGAUGAGGAUCCUCUUACAGAAUCGGAGUGCAUUGUGGAAGACGCGGCGUUUGCUCGCGCUCGAGCUGCAUAAACCCCUUCAGCACGAGGCGGCGCCGUGA
Molecule: messenger RNA, 1578 nt
Organism: Rangifer tarandus platyrhynchus (Svalbard reindeer)
Lineage: Eukaryota; Metazoa; Chordata; Mammalia; Artiodactyla; Cervidae
Source: the annotation of a GenBank genome assembly